This is a messenger RNA of Hydatigera taeniaeformis, 267 nucleotides long. The record is from the annotation of a GenBank genome assembly. NCBI's taxonomy places the organism in Eukaryota, Metazoa, Platyhelminthes, Cestoda, Cyclophyllidea, Taeniidae.
AUGAUGGAUGCACUUAUUGCCUCAAGCGAAAGAAGAGGCCGUGGGAACAUUGAUGUCAUGAAUUCCGGUGGGAACAAAUGCCUGAUCGUUAACGCUGCUGCCUUCACUCAGCCUUUGGUUCGUCGUCAACGGUGCUACGUAGGUUGGUGUGGUGGCGCUGGUGUGCUGGAACGAGUCUCGCUCUUUUCACAUCUUCUAAGCCUCAAGGAAGAAUUUUCAGCGAUGAGCUUAAGAGUGAACCCCGUUGUUGCGCAAAGAGCCUGGUAG